This is a messenger RNA of Salvia miltiorrhiza (redroot sage), 1011 nucleotides long. Its product is annotated as NDR1/HIN1-like protein 12. Gene Ontology annotation, biological process: defense response to other organism. The transcript has a single exon. NCBI's taxonomy places the organism in Eukaryota, Viridiplantae, Streptophyta, Magnoliopsida, Lamiales, Lamiaceae. The coding region runs from base 95 to 889 and encodes 264 amino acids. The record is from RefSeq and is a predicted model, not a curated record.
UGACAAACAUACAUUCCACUUGUCCCACUCAAACCUCUCCUACUACUGCCUCUCUCUUGUAGAAUUGCCACUCAAACAUAUUUGAUCACCGUUUAUGCUCAUGGCCGAAGAAGAACCCCCCCACCCCUACCCCCACCCCCACCCCCACCCCAACCCCCAUCCCCACCCCCACUCCCACCCCAACCCUCAUCCCCACGCCCACCCCCAACCCCCAAAGAUGGCCUCACCCGACGAGAAGCACCCGCACAAGGAGCCCAUCCCGCCGCCGUAUCCUCGCCCCCGGGGGCGAGGAUACAGCGGCGGCGGGGGUCGAGCAAGAGACCCCCGCCGAGCCCUCUGCACCGCCGCCGCAGCCGUGCUAGUCCUCGUCGGCGUCACCGCCCUCACUCUCUGGCUCGUCUACCGCCCGCGCCACCCGAGGUUCCAAGUCGUCAGCGCCGCCGUGUACCAGCUCAACACCUCCUCGCCGCCGUUCGUGACCGCGAGCGCGCAGUUCACGGUGGUGGCGAGGAACCCCAACAGGCACCUCACCGUUCUGUACGACCCCUUCUCCGCCUACCUAUCAUACAGGAACCGGGCCAUCACGCCGCCCGCGGCGCUGCCGCCGCUCUUUCAGGAGACGAGGAGCACGGUGGCGCUGUCGCCGCUCCUGGGCGGCGCGCCGGUGCCCGUGGAGGCCGAGCUGGCCAACGCGCUCGCCAUGGACGAGGCCUACGGCGUGGUGGGGCUGCGGCUGGUGCUGACGGGGAAGGUCAGGUACAAGGCCGGAGCCGUCGGCGGCGGCCGCCACGGUGUGUACGUGGCGUGCGAUUUGCUGGUCAGUUUGAAGAAGGGCUUUGUGGGGCAACUGCCGCUUCUUGGAUCGCCGCCCUGCAAAGUUCAUCUUUGAAAUUCGAUUAAUUACGAAUAAUUUCCAUUUUUCUGUGAUUUUAUUUGCUUAAUUGCAGUAUUUUUGUAAUAUUCUCGCUCAUUAAUCACAAUGUGCGGCACUAAGCUGCCGGAUUUGCCGAU